CAAUUCGCCACCUUCAUGGGCUCGUCCAAGUGCACAUGGUGCCAGAAAGCGACGUGGAAGUUUGAAUGUGAUUCCUGUGCAAGGCCACAUGGCGUUCUGGCCGCCGUACGUCAUUGCCAGUCAUGCUCAGAAGCAUGGCAUGCAGUUGGUGCAUCGCGACUCCACGUUCGAAGGGAGGCGCCUACAACCAAAAUCGCCGCCACGUCCGUCGAGGAUGCAUUGGAGGUUCAAAUCCAGGAGAAGAUGCUAUUGCUUCAACAAACCCUGGACACGCCGCAAGGCACACAAGAAUCGACCUCUACCGAUGUCGUUCCCACCGCCGAUCAACCUUUCGCGGUCGACUCAUCCGAGACCAAUUCGUUGGGACUAGACGUCGCCGCCACGUCGCACUCUACCGACGUAUCAGUAUCCCAAAACUGCAGGAACGGUGACAUGAAGGAAAACGAUAGCGCGAGUAGCACCACCUCGGGCAACUUUCCCGGGGACGACAACGGGCCCGAAAUCAUUGUCAUCAACGAUGAUGACGACGACGACUCUCCAGAAGACGCCGCCACCGCCGACGUCGACGAAGAAUGGAGUCAGCUGGAACCCCUCGAUCCGGCAUUAGUCGACCAACUCCUCGCCAUGUGCACGAUCCAAGAUGCUGUCAACUGCGUGCACUUUACGCAAUGCCGCGACAGCGCGUGUGUCGCGGCCAGCCAGCAUCAGGUCCAUGUCACGUGUCCAGAUCAGUCUGCGAUGUGCCGAGCGUUCGGCAUGCUAACCCAGCACUGCGAGACAUGUCCUACCGCAGCCACCUGCGCUGUGUGCGUGCUAGUGCUGCAACGACGUCUUCAAUACAAAUACGUCGCGCUCUGCCAAGCGCUGUCGGUCCUUCCCGCGACUGCUCCAUCGUCGCCGGUGGCCGUGACGCAGUUCCAAGCGUAUGCGCGGCAAUCCCUCAAGAUCCGCAAGCAGACGUGCGAGUUGGAACUCAAGGACACGGUCGACACCAUCCGACGUCUACGUUUGCCAACGACCACGUUGCCCCCGAUCCAGAAUCAUUUCCAUCGCGUGACGGUACCUCCUUCCUUUCCCAUUGUACGUCGUCAUGAACGCGUGAUGUACAUAGAUCCCAAAGUGGAAGCGGAUGCGAGACCCCAUUAGCGACCUCAUGUUUGCCGGCACGGACACGGAAAAGUGGCGCAAAUGGGUGCAAGAAGGCCUGCACAUUGUCCAAGCCAUGGAGUGCAAGUACAAAAAGUACUGCCGACGCGAAUGCGCCACUUGGGUGCAGGCGAUUCAAACGUAUACGACGAUGCACAAACUCGAUCCUUCGAAGGUGACCUCCACGCCCGAAGGCGAAGCGAUUGCCCGCCAUCUCUCGCACUACCCGUGCAAGUUUCGCCAGUGCAUGUACUGCACCUUGAGUACGUCCCAGGCAACAUGCAUGAUGGUUAACGACGAUCAUGCGUAGUGCGGCGCAGUGAAAACGAGGUGAAGCUGGCCAUGGCGACGCUGUGCGUGUCCAAACUGGCCGGGUUGCUCCGCCUUGAACGCAAUCCCGUAACGCUGCGGCAGCUCGAAGCCAAGUUUCGUCGGUUCCAAGCCUUCCAAGGCGAAGUCGAGAAGAAGUUGCGGUGGUUUGCGCAGGCGUUGCCGCUGUGGAGUCGACCGCAUACCCCUGUCGUGGACACUCCUGGCGACCAUUACUCUGGCUAAUCAAGGCGGCCACCACACUCGCGUACGGCACACCUCAUCCAUUAAGACAGAGACUUCAAUGCAAGGCUUCCAUCGUCAUCUCAUUCAACGGCGCAACAAGAUGUACCUUCAUCGGCUCGGAAGGGUGUCCCUUGCAUGAUGCGGUGCGCACGAUGGCGAUCAUCGCGAUGAGUUUUUCAAUUCUCGAAGAAUGUGGAAGCUUUGGCAGGGUUCGAAAAUCUAUGAAGUUCGACGCACUUAAACGCAUUAAAACCCAAUUUGAUUUCUUCUGUCAGGGUUAAACCCAUU
Molecule: messenger RNA, 1989 nt
Organism: Aphanomyces astaci
Lineage: Eukaryota; Oomycota; Saprolegniomycetes; Saprolegniales; Verrucalvaceae
Exons: 3
Coding region: 16-1146 (376 amino acids)
Source: RefSeq, a predicted model, not a curated record